Vicugna pacos (alpaca) is the source of this 3068-nucleotide messenger RNA. The record is from RefSeq and is a predicted model, not a curated record. NCBI's taxonomy places the organism in Eukaryota, Metazoa, Chordata, Mammalia, Artiodactyla, Camelidae.
CCACCCAACUUUUCCAUCACUCCCAUUUGUGCUUUUUUUUUUUUUUGUUCGGGAGAGACAAUAAAAAGGCCAGGGACUCAGAAGCUGAGAGGCUGUCUGUGGAGCCAGGCUGAUCAAGACAGCGAGAUGGAUCAAUUCAAAAGGAGGUUUUUUCCAGGGAAGAAGAAAUCAAGGUGGGAAGGAGCAGAAGCAUAUAACGAGCUCCAAGAGAUCUGCUCAAUGGCGACCCGAGAGCACUCGAGCAGACAGAACAAAACCAAAUCGAAGAUGCAGUUUUUAAAGAAAGGUUCCCGCAGUAAGGAGGAGCACCACGCCCCUGCUGUGUGUCAGGAAGAACUUUCUAAAGACAUCUCACAGUUGGUCCAAGAGGGCCGGUUCCUGGAAGCCUGCAAGACCAUCUCACGGUCGGCAGCGGAAAAGCAGGACUGUGGCUCCCAGUACCAGGCCGUGGCCCAGGGCAUGUGGCAGGUCGUCCAGGAGGCCCUGUCAGGCAGCGGGAGGAGCCGGCAGCUGCAGCCAAAGCUCCAGUCGGUGAUGGCAGCUGUGAACUGGGCCAAGAACUUCGAGGGACCAAAGCCCAGCACCCUCCAGGGGGGUGGCCUGGAGGCCUGGGACAGUCAGCUGCAGAGCCUGCUGAGGAAGGAUGCCGAGGCCCGGCUGCCCGGCCCCGUCUCCGGGGCCGAGCUGAGCGGGUACCUGGAGGAGCUGGGCAAGGCUGUGGAACAUGUCCUGGGGCCCCAGCUGGAGGGCCGGCUGGGGGUCUGCUUCUUGGCCCUCUACAGAGUGUGCUUCCAGGAGGUCCUCUGCAGCCACCUCUCUGUGCUCCUGUCCUCCAGUGGUGAAGACCGGGAAAACUAUUACAAGCUGUACACCUGGGGCAGGGCCACCUUGUUUGGGCACAGGGAGAUGCGUCAGAAGGCACCUCCCGCCUCCAAGGAGCCCACAGCUGCCAGGAGACUCUUGGACCCAGUGAUGUUUGUUACCUGGAUGUUCCAGGUGCAGGAGAAGCUGCUGGAGCUGAUCCAGACAGAGUUGACAGACACACUAGAACGAGUCCUGAUCUAUGAUCGGAGAAGUCAGGCCGAGUCUUCCUACAAAACGUUCCUCGAAAUCUUCCAGCUGUUGAAAGAAACCAUAAUUGUGGGCCAGAACAUCGGACCACCCAUCAGCAGCCAGGUUCGAAUCAUGGUUGUGAAAACAUUUUUGGAUUUUCUGAACAGAUACCAGAAGGAGGGUGCUCCGAGCUUCAUCCAGCUGCACGCCAGUGCCGGGACCUUCCCCCAGCUGCACGUGCUGGAAAACUGCUGCAUUCUCAGGAAAACAUGGGAGGCUCUGGUCCAGGAAGGCUCGGUGCAAGGCAUCAUCAACAGCAUUGAGGUCUGGAGCCAGGACGACCUGCUGAUCAGGGUCAGAGCCCUGUUCCAGAGUCGGCUGGAGCAUCACUUUUCGACGAGGAAUGAUGGUCUGGUCCAAGCUCUGCAGUCCCUGCAGCAGGCCCUGAAGGGCUGCUCCAACAUGCACAGCACUCCCACAUACAAGGUCCUUGUGAAAAGUCUGUACACGGUGGUUUUGGGGGAGUAUGUCCAUGCCCUGGUCACCUAUCUCAAGACGCUGGAGCCUGGGGUGUGGGCGGACCAUGAGGGUCAGGUGAAGAAGGAAGUCUUGGAGCUGGACACAAUUUUCGGGGAGCGGGAGCAGGACGUGGAUGACAGAAUGCCCUGCUGGGAGACCAUCAAGGACAUCUUCCAGCUCAGACAGAACAGGAGCAGAGAGUCUCUGCAUGAAUGGCUGGCCUCCUUCAGAGACGAGUUCCCGGGUUAUGUGAGAGAGGACUGGCCACGUAGUUCCAGUGACUCGGACAAGAGAAGCUGUUGCUGUCUCCAGCUUUGGACAAGAGGAGGUGCUAGGGAUUGAACCCAAGACCUUGUGCAUGCUAGGCAGGCACUCUACCACUGAGCUAUUCCCCUCCACCAACAAUGAUUUUUAGAUGAAAAAAAUAAGUAAUUUUCUGAAACAAUAACAACAAACAAUGAUAUGGGGGUAACUGUUCUACAUUUUUUGCAAAUAUCUUGAGCUUGCUGAGAGACAGGUAGACUCUCAUAUCUGCUUCUGAGUCCAAUCAGUUGUGAUAUGUUGUUUCAGCUGAAGUGUGUGAGGAAUGUUCAGGCUCUCAUGCCCCUGGCCACUUCCCUCUUUGGGAAAAAGAGGGGUAUUUUAAUGCCUGUUUUAGGUAAUUUGGCUAUUCUUCUUUGCUAACACACCAAAACUGGACAGGAACUAGUUUGUUAAAAAUGAUCGACAGCAUGGAUCCUGAAACCAUCUUGAUGAAUUUUAUGAAAUUUGCCUGCUCUGUGAAAGUCAAGUCUAUUGGUCUGUCUCACACUUUGAAUGGCUCUUUAACCCACAUGUGCUUUUCUGACGUUAGAUGUUUAUCACGUGGCAAAUACUGGCUCAUGGAGCAGAUCUUCUAGAUGUUGACCCAUUUUAUUAUAUGUCAUCCCUAAAGAAACUUCGUUAACAUUGUCAAUCUCACCAGGAAAGUAUUUUGCUAUUGGGAGUCUUAGACUCACAGUGAGAGACACAAGUUUUCCCAAAUCCUCAUUUUGCUGGAGUGCUCAAAUUAAAAAAUAGUUUUCUCUUUCUUUAGAAAAAAAUUUUUUAAAUUGGAGUUACCGGGAAUUGAACCCAGGACCUCGUGUGUGCUAGGCAUGCACUCUACCACUGAGCUAUGCCCCCACCCAGCUGAGUGUUCAAAUUUCUAUCACUGGCAACAAAAACUUUCAGUUUACCUAUAAGUAGCCACCUUGCAUCAUUCAUUUUCAAAAAUAUGCCAAUCAACAGCUCAGACCUGAGCAGGCAGAGUCUCUGAAUUCUUAAAACAAGUGGCUAGUUCAGCUGGUAACUCACACAGGCAAAUGCACAGAUGCUUUUCCUCAGCCCCUGUCCCACACUUCGCAACAGAAGGGCUAGAGGUGGCCUUGGCAUUUCAUCCUAUAAAUGGAAAAGAUGUAUACUCAGGGUUGAGAGUUAAUAAAAAUAACCAUUUUUACUGCUGAUCAGCAUGUUUU